This is a messenger RNA of Tetrahymena thermophila SB210, 711 nucleotides long. RefSeq names its product extracellular matrix-like protein, putative. The record is from RefSeq and is a predicted model, not a curated record. NCBI's taxonomy places the organism in Eukaryota, Ciliophora, Oligohymenophorea, Hymenostomatida, Tetrahymenidae. The transcript has a single exon.
AUGUAAACAUAUAUUGAAUAAACAAUAAAUCAACAAAAUUAAAAUAAUCCAAUUUUAAGCAAUUAAAAUAGUCAAGCAAUCACAACAUCUUAAUACAAUAUAAAAAUUGAUAAGAUUGCAGGUAUUUUUUAUGGAUUUACUGGAUUUGAAGUGAGUUUAAAGUACAUAUUUAGACUUAGAAUUAAAGAGGAAUAAAUUGGAUAUGAUUCUAUCUAAUAGACAAAUACUUUUAAAUUUUAAUAUUAAACUUGGGAAGAUACUUAAAUAAUUGCAGCAUAAAGUUAAAUAUUAAUAUUUGCAUAAAUAAAUUGCAACAAAAAUGGUACUUAUUUUUUAGAUGAUUAGAGAGCCUGCACUUAAAAUUGCCCAAGUAUUGGAUACUAUAAUGGAUAAGUUAUUGAUCCUAUAGAAGGAAACUUAAACUAUUGUUUGUAAUGUGAUAAAUCUUGCUAAACAUGUGAUGGUAAAACUUCUUAAAAUUGUUUAUCUUGUUAAAAUUCUUAUUAUCUUUUCUAAAAAUAAUGUAUGGCUUGUCCUGAAUAAUGCUUAAACUGUAAUUAGGAAUUAUAAUGUUUAAGUUGUACCUAAAAAUUUCCAUAUUAUUAUGAUAACUAAUGUUUCAAGUAAUAACCAGCUAACACUUUUUGUGAUUAAAAUAAAGUUUGUAAAAAUUUGUUAUAAAAACUGUUAAACUUGUUAAGGAACAACUGA